UUGAAUUCUGCUGAACGCAGUUGGCUUUUCGACUCCGCGCCGUUCGCACGUUCCUUUUUCAAAACACAUUAGAGAAUUAUUUUUUUAAUUUUUUUUUUCUGAAGAAUGAUGGUCACGCGUUGAAGAUUGUCCUUUAGAAACCCCCAAGCCCCCUCCGCGAUGGGCGUGGCGUCCGACGGCUUCGGCGGCUGGCGAGCCAAGAUCGACGCAUGCCGCGAGUCCCGGAAACUGGUGCUCGUCAUUGUCGCCAUAGCUCUGCUGCUGGACAACAUGCUCCUCACUACCGUCGUGCCCAUAAUACCAGAGUUCCUUUACGACAUCCGGCACCCCGACGCGCCCCUCUCCCUCUCCCUGGACGAGAUCACCGCCGCCCCCCCUCCGCCGACCCCGUACUGCCCCUGUCUGGAGAGGAACACAACACUGGCCGUUGAGAAUGUCACGCAUGUGAACAUCACGGCCGAGAAGGAGUACCGCCACAAGGAGUUGAUCCAGGAGACGGUGGCCGUGGGCGUCAUGUUCGCCAGCAAGGCGAUCGUGCAGCUGCUGGCCAACCCCUUUGUGGGACCGCUCACACACAAAAUUGGCUACAGCAUCCCCAUGUUCACCGGCUUCAUCCUGAUGUUCCUUUCCACUCUCAUCUUUGCAUUCGGGCGAUCGUACGGCGUGUUGUUCGUCGCGCGGGCGCUGCAAGGCAUCGGGUCCUCCUGCUCGUCUGUAUCCGGCAUGGGCAUGCUCGCGGAACGGUAUCCUGAUGAUAAGGAACGCGGCAACGCCAUGGGCAUAGCUCUGGGCGGGCUGGCGCUCGGUGUCCUCAUUGGUCCGCCCUUCGGUGGUCUCAUGUACGAGUUCGUCGGCAAAACUGCUCCGUUCCUGAUGCUGUCCGCGUUGGCCCUGGGCGACGGGUUACUGCAGCUGAUGAUUCUCCAGCCGGGCGUCGUGAGACAGGAGUCGGAGCCACCUUCACUCAAAGACCUGGUCAUGGAUCCCUACAUCAUCGUCGCUGCUGGAGCUAUAACUUUCGCGAACGUGGGCAUAGCGAUGUUGGAGCCCAGCCUGCCGAUCUGGAUGGCCGACACCAUGGAAGCGCGGCGCUGGCAGCAGGGCGUGGCCUUCCUGCCAGCUAGCAUCUGCUAUCUCAUCGGCACGAACCUGUUCGGCCCGCUGGGCCACAAGAUGGGCCGCUGGCUCGCCGCGUGCUCGGGGCUCGUCAUCAUCGGCCUGUGUCUCAUUCUGAUCCCAAUGGCGCGUAAAUUGGAACACUUGAUAAUUCCCAACGCUGGUCUCGGCUUCGCCAUCGGAAUGGUAGACUCUUCCAUGAUGCCAGAGCUGGGGUUCCUCGUGGACAUCCGCCACGCGGCCGUGUACGGUUCAGUAUACGCUAUAGGCGACACCGCGUUCUGCUUGGGGUACGCUGUGGGGCCCGCGUUCUCUGGCACGCUGGUGAACAGCAUCGGCUUCGAGUGGAUGUUGGUGAUCAUCGCCGUCCUCAACUUCGCGUACGCGCCUCUGCUGCUGCUGCUGCGCGCGCCGCCCGCGCGGGACGAGAAGCGGAGUCUUAUUAUCAGCGACAAGUCGGCGGUCCGGUACGUGACUUACCAAAACGAGGAAGAAGAGUAAUAUUGCCAUUUUUAGGAGCAGAAGUAGCCCUUUUAUUUUGACUGUUGGGAGUACAUAUGCUAUGUUUAUGUGGGGUUUGCUUAAACAAAUAUAUAUUAAUAAAAUAUAAAAUAAAAAAAAUAUGUCCGCUGUAAUAUCGCCAAAUAUUGUAGAGAAAUAAAAAUAUUCAUAUUAUAUUUUAAUAUAGUGACCAAAAAUGUAUUUUAACGUAUACAUAUACUGUAAUUAUUGCCCGAAAUAUAUUUCAUAUUUACUAUCCUAUGUACUGUGUAGUGCGCCGUCUGACCAAUUUUUCCUAAUAUUUGUGUCUAGAUUAUAAUCUACUUAUACUAGAAAUAUACUAUUUACAUAUUUGAGUUCUUAAAAAAAAGAUACAUAUUCCCGCUUAAUCAGGGUCUUUGACUUAAAUACAGAACAUAUCUGUCUUUCAAAUAUAAAUUAAAAUCAUUAAUGUCAGUAUUAAUAUUUAGUGGAGUAUAAAAGUUAGAACGUGAAUAACUAAGAUUUACCAAAUAUAUUAUGGUAAAAGUCUGACAAUUUUUUUGAAGCUUUUUAUUUCGAUUACAUGUUUUAAAAAUUAAGAUUCAUAUGGCACAAUAUAUUACAACUUUUCUCGAUUUAGUUUUACAACAUUUAACUAAUAAUUUACCCGAGAAUAUACUAGUAAAUAAGUAGUUACAUGAAAACAAGUCUUAUAAACUCAAACUGAAACAUCUUUACUGCAAUAAGUUUGAAUUCAUUCAUUUAACUAAUAAUUUUUGAUAGAUUAUAUCAUACUCGUAAUAAUAUCAUCAACCGUGCUAGUGAAUAUUACGAAUAUUCCGGAGUCGAACCUAACAUUAACCGCAUGUAAAAAUUUAAGAAAAUAAGAGCAGUUCGGACUUUUACCUCUUAAACGCUUGUAAAUGUUAGAUUGGUUGGGAAAGUGACAAUAUUUAUCGUUGAUACUCUGGUUUACAAUAAUAUUAUUCAUAAAAUAAUUGUACUUCAUGGUGUGCGAGAGAGAUAGCUUGCAAAAGAACAUAGGUGUACGGGAAUAUAAUUUUGCAUGUGACUUGGACAAUAUGUGUUUAUGAUUUUUAUAUUGUGGUUUAAAUGCGUGUAAAACGUUUAAUAAAUGUAGACAAUAACGACAAAAUUAAAAUGACUUUUUGGAUUUAUAUUACUUAAGUAAUUAAGAUUUUACAAAAAAAUAAAGUUUAUACUGGUUUUUGAGGCAUCAUUCUUGAUUUGAAUCUUAAAAUCAAACAAAUAAAAAAACAGUGUAACAUUUUGUUAAUUCUAUACUUAUUAUAUACAAAAUUUUGAUAUUUUAAAACAGUAUACUGCAAAAGAACCAAAAUUAUCAGACUACUGCUACAAUGACAAAUCGGAAAUGAUUUGUGAACUGAUUUGCGUUUAUCGAACUCACGAUAAGGUAGUGCUUAGUGUGAGUCGUUGAGUAGCGUCCAUUUUUUUUUAAAUUAAAUAUUUUAUGAAACGAUUUAGAGGAAGAAAACGAUGCCAAGUUUCCAAUAAUAAAAGAAAGACAAUAAUUUUAUCACCACAUGUUAGUUAUACGUGCACCAAUCACUAAAUUUAUAUUUGUAUUGUGUAUUGUGUACAAUGUCGGGAUGAAGGACCAACGUGGUAGAAUUUUAUUUCGAGAUUUAAAGCUAUUUCAGUUCGUAUAAAUAUUCAAACGCGUUUAUUUUUUACAUAGUCUUGUAAAUCAUAUAGAUGUGAUAUACCUACACACAUAAUUAUAUACAAAAAUAUUGAAGCCAUUAUAUUGUUUUGUUUUUUUUUGUUUGAAAUCGUCGUGAUACGGCUUACUGACAAAGCAAUAUGUUUAUCAAUGGUUUCAUCGAAGUGUACGCAUUUUUUUUAUUUAAUUAAUUAACAUUAUUAUAAUAAACUGUUUUCAAUGUAAUCAAAUAUGAAUGAGUAAAAUCUAUUUUCGUGACGUUACUCUCUGUAGCUUAGCGCGUCGCAAUAGUGUAUAGAUUUAACAAAUGCAAUUAGUUGUAUUUGUGGUAGAUAUUAGUACUCUAGAUGAAAUGAGAUAUAAUCAUAAUAUUUAAUAAGUCAUGUAAUAUUUUAUUUUAAUUCUAAUUUAAUUUUGUUUCUAUUAUUUAGUUUUAACGAAUACUUUAUGUUGUAAAUACUUUUAUUCUUAUUUUAAUUCGAAUUGUAUACAUUUAACUGUCAAUUUAUUUUCAUGUGUUUUUUUUUUUUGUUUUUUGUAAAAUUCAUAAAUUGGUUCUAAACCUGACAUACCUGUGGGCGCUUCUCUCGUUAUUUUCGAUUUCAUGAAAGUCAUUCGAUGAGUCUUUCGUAAAAUUAUUUAAGUAGUUCCAUGUCUAUCUGAAAUAUUAUAUUUCCACUACAAACAGUUCGUUACAGAUCGUAGAUAUAUGGUGUUAUUGUACAAUCGGCUGAUUGUCAAAAAUACACGUGAGAUCCAACAGAAAUAUAAACUCCAUAAUUGUGACAACCGUGGAAUGAUCAAAAAGUUAAGCCAAAAAAAAAUUUCACAUAUUUCGAAGCACUAUAUAAUUUCUUGAGCGACACACGAUAGCGCGUUCUAAAACUGGAUAUCGCCAUCUAGUGACACACAUAUUCAACUUAAAUAUUGACGUUUAAACAGUUAUAUUCAUUUAGAAAUAAUCUGAAAUUAUGAUUUUUUAUUUCUUUCAUAAUGUUCUCUUGCAAUGCUUUUCAUUUUAACUAUGUGUUAUAUUUUAAAUUAUGGAAAAAUUAAUAUCUCCGAUAUCAUCCAAAAAUUGACAAUUUUUUUUUGUAAUCAUAUAUUUUUUUACAUUUUUUUUAAGUAAACAAUAUUUGCGAAUUAAUAACACAUUAGUCAGAAUAAUUGAACGUAUUCAUAAAAAACUGUUUUAGAUAGAUAUAUAACUAUUUAUUGAAAAUAAUAAUAUUUAUCUGUCUAUGUAUGGCUGCAUAGACAAGUUAAAGUGAGAAGUUGUCUUUGAUAUUUAAAAAGUUUUAUAAUUUCAUUGUGUUUUAAAAUUACAUUCAUUUUAUGUAUCGAUACGUAAAUCUACAUAAUUCUAUAAAACAUUGUAUUCAUAUUAUAUAACAAUAUUUAUUGCUAUAAAAUAUAACCAUCAUUAGAUAAAUAAUUUAUCGCACAACCCAUUUUCUCAAUUUAUAUUAAAAAAAAUAUAUUUAAUCACAUAAUCUUCCAGUGUUAAGUAGAUUUAGAAAAAAAAUCGUCUAAAUUAAGAAUACAUAAUUCUAUAAUUCAUCUAAAUAUGUAUUUUCCAGUUUGAUAUUACUUUAUUUCUAUUUCUUAUAUGGAGAGAUCGCGCGGCCCUCCUCCACGCGGAACUGUUUGUAACAGCCAUGUCUUGAUGUUCCAUCGUCCUAAAUAACCAGUGUCAUAUUGUAUAAAAGUAUAGAAUUACUAGCGACAGUCGGUCCAAAGCAAACUAUUCCGCUUCAGUGCUACGGUUCUUAUUAUGAUAGUGAGGAGGGUAUGUAUUUUUAGAAACCUGUUUUUUUUUUCGUUUUAAUCGUCAUUUUCCUGCUACUUGCCAUCUCUUAGAGGUUAUUUUCAAUAUUUUGACGAUCGGUAAAGUGUAUUCCUUAAUGUAGCAGUAGAAAUUAGUAUCACUUUAUAUAUACUUGAGAUAUAUUAAACUAUACAAUAAUAUGAUAAAGGAAGAUAUAAGUGAAUAUUUUAAAAAAUAUAUUAAACUUACUAAUAUACAUUGCAUAAUGAACAAUGAUUAUAAUCAUUCAUAUUUGGCAUCUGAGUUUCAUGUUAUUGUAAUUCCAAAAAUAGCUGGAAUGGGGUCCUUUCUAUAUCUUGUAUAACAAUUUCAUUUUAAUCUGUAAUAUUUUAUCUUUGUAAUAGUUUUGUUAAAUGUAUUGCUGCUUUGUAAAAAUGUUGUUUUAAAGUUAGACGUAACUGUAGAAUAGUUCAAUGGCGCAAGCUGCAAGUGUAUCGUAGUAAUAAAAUGAUUCUCCUGUAAAAUAUUGAAUAUAUUUCUAAUUCUUUAUUAAUUCUAUAUUAAAAAUAUUUUAUAGAAUAUAUUUUAGGUAAUAUAAUGUUUCCCUUAAAUGAUAUUAAUAAUCUCAACAAUAAAAUAAAUAUAUGUGAUAGAUUUUAGUGAUAUUUUGAUGCUUUUUAAUAUAUAGGAAAUUACUUUUAAGAUGAAAACAAUGUUUAUGCUGUAGAAAUAAUAUUAUAUAUUGGUAAUAUUAUUAUGCCAUUUAUAUAACUUUCAAACUGAGUCUUAUUUCGUAUUUCAAAAUUUCUUUAGUAUUUUUAUAACCAUUUUACAGUAGUUGUUUUAUUUUAUUUUUUGAUUUUUAUGUUAGAGUUGUAUUUGUGGUAUUGAAAGCAUAAAUAACUUAGGACUGAUUAUUUAUAUUGUUUAAUACAUUAAUUAUUUAUGAAACUGUUUAUUUCCACGCUCAAUACUUAUACAUUUGUUGAUCCGUGAAGCUAAUUUAAUCUAUAUUUUAAGGAAUGUAUCGAUAUUGUAUUAUCACAUAUAUUAUAUCGUCUAGUCCUGCCUAAGUGUAUGUUAUUAGAUACAAUAUGUAUCAUAUAUUACGGUGAAGUUUAUGUUGAAAUGUUGUUUUAUUAAAAUGUGGGUAUAUGAACUGA
Messenger RNA from Plodia interpunctella (Indianmeal moth), 6235 nucleotides. RefSeq names its product Vesicular monoamine transporter (gene Vmat). Gene Ontology annotation, biological process: transmembrane transport; aminergic neurotransmitter loading into synaptic vesicle. The coding region runs from base 160 to 1617 and encodes 485 amino acids. Lineage: Eukaryota; Metazoa; Arthropoda; Insecta; Lepidoptera; Pyralidae. The transcript has 13 exons. Gene Ontology annotation, cellular component: synaptic vesicle membrane; terminal bouton. The record is from RefSeq and is a predicted model, not a curated record. Gene Ontology annotation, molecular function: serotonin:sodium:chloride symporter activity.